Durio zibethinus is the source of this 650-nucleotide messenger RNA. RefSeq names its product histone H2B.9-like. The record is from RefSeq and is a predicted model, not a curated record. Gene Ontology annotation, molecular function: structural constituent of chromatin; protein heterodimerization activity; DNA binding. NCBI's taxonomy places the organism in Eukaryota, Viridiplantae, Streptophyta, Magnoliopsida, Malvales, Malvaceae. Gene Ontology annotation, cellular component: nucleosome.
UCGACUCCCUCCGUUCAGUCUGCCCUGGUGCCUCUCAUUCAUCUUUACCUUUUCUAAAGCUCUUAUCUUCUUCCCAAUCUUCGUAACCAAUGGCACCGAAGGCUGAGAAGAAGCCCGCCGAGAAAAAGCCAAUGGCGGAAAAAUCCCCAGCGUCGGCAGAGAAAAGGCCAAAGGCGGAGAAAAAGAUCUCAAAAGAAGGCGUAGAAAAAAAGAAGAAGAAGAUCAAGAAGAGCACGGAGACUUACAAGAUUUACAUUUUCAAGGUCUUGAAACAGGUUCAUCCUGAUAUUGGGAUCUCAAGCAAGGCCAUGGGGAUCAUGAACAGUUUCAUCAACGAUAUCUUUGAGAAGCUGGCUCAGGAGUCUUCGAGAUUGGCUAGGUAUAAUAAGAAGCCGACGAUUACAUCAAGGGAGAUCCAGACAGCUGUGAGAUUGGUUUUGCCUGGAGAAUUGGCGAAACAUGCUGUCUCUGAAGGAACCAAGGCGGUUACCAAGUUUACCAGUUCUUAGAUUGGUUUGUUUUUGGCUAAAAAUACAAUUAGCAUAUUCGGUUUCGGAUUUUAGGGUUUUUUUUUUUUAAAUGAUGCUUUAAUGUUGUAGUUGUAAUGGAUAGAAAAUUGGAAAUGGAAAUCUGUUGGAAAAUUUUUUUGA